Messenger RNA from Trypanosoma brucei brucei TREU927, 93 nucleotides. RefSeq lists its product as hypothetical. The coding region runs from base 1 to 93 and encodes 30 amino acids. The transcript has a single exon. NCBI's taxonomy places the organism in Eukaryota, Euglenozoa, Kinetoplastea, Trypanosomatida, Trypanosomatidae. The record is from RefSeq and is a predicted model, not a curated record.
AUGAAAAAUAAGGAGAAAAUAAAGAAAAAAGAGGGAAAACAAAAAAAUAAUAAUAAAUGGUGGAUAACCUUCUACCAAAGGAAGAAACGAUAA